AUGCCUCACCGCGCAGCCUCUCCGGCUCAGUCGGAGGCUGAGUUCGACAUAUCGAAGAGUUUGUUUGCAGCCAACGAUGAUUCCGAUAGGGAGCUUCCUUCGAAAAAGCAGAAGCAGACCAAGAAACCGGAACCACAAGUCCUUGAUAUGAUGGCAGAGAUAGAAGGGGAGGAAGACGAUGGCGACGCGACAUUUAUUGCCACCGAGCAGUCAUUGAUGAACCGCAAAGCAUCAGCCUUGAAGGGCCGGACCGUGAAGAGAGGCGGCGGUUUUCAAGCAAUGGGUCUAAAUCCAAAUCUGCUGAAAGCAAUUACACGAAAAGGAUUCUCAGUUCCAACUCCCAUUCAAAGUAAAACUAUCCCGCUUUUAUUGGAUGAUCAAGAUGUGGUGGGUAUGGCGCGCACCGGAUCUGGAAAGACGGCCGCAUUUGUUAUUCCGAUGAUUGAAAAGUUGAAGAAUCAUAGCAGCAAGGUUGGCGCCAGAGGCUUAAUUUUAUCACCCUCGCGUGAACUGGCGUUGCAGACUUUGAAGGUAGUUAAGGAACUUGGCCGAGGAACGGAUCUGAAGUGUGUGCUCUUGGUUGGAGGCGACAGUCUCGAGGAACAGUUCGGAUACAUGGCUGGGAACCCUGACAUUAUUAUUGCUACCCCGGGUCGAUUCCUUCAUCUAAAAGUGGAAAUGAACCUCGACCUAUCUAGUAUUCGCUAUGCUGUAUUCGAUGAAGCCGAUCGAUUGUUCGAAAUGGGUUUUGCAGCUCAGCUCACCGAAAUUCUCCAUGCGCUACCUUCAUCCCGCCAGACACUCCUAUUUUCUGCCACCCUCCCAAAAUCUUUGGUAGAAUUUGCUCGCGCAGGUCUACAAGAACCUACUCUUAUUCGUCUGGACGCCGAUAGCAAAAUAUCUCCGGACCUCCAAAGUGCAUUUUUUACCGUCAAGUCAGCAGAUAAGGAGGGCGCAUUGUUGCAUAUCCUUCACGAUAUCAUCAAGAUUCCGACUGGGGAAACUGCCGCUGGAAAACGCGCUGCAAAGGAAGCGAAGCAAGAGAGCAGAAAUCCUAAGAAACGGAAACGGCCAGAAACGAAGGGACAGGGAGCAAACAACAUUCCGACAGAGCAUUCAACAAUUGUGUUUGUGGCAACAAAACAUCAUGUCGAAUAUAUCGCAUCGCUUCUUCGGGAAUCUGGCUUUGCAGUCUCGUAUGCAUAUGGCUCCCUGAAUCAGACAGCCCGUAAAAUCCAAGUGCAGAACUUCCGGGUUGGAAUCUCGAAUAUACUGGUUGUUACGGAUGUGGCUGCUCGAGGAAUUGAUAUUCCUGUUCUUGCAAACGUCAUCAACUACGAUUUUCCCUCUCAGCCAAAAAUCUUUAUUCAUCGUGUUGGACGUACGGCCAGAGCAGGUCAAAAGGGCUGGAGUUACAGUUUAAUCCGCGAUUCGGACGCCCCAUAUUUAAUAGAUCUACAAUUGUUCCUUGGGCGGCAACUUCUUAUGGGGAGAGCUGCUACAGAAAGCGUGAACUAUGCGGAGGAUAUUGUCGUUGGUAGUCUGCCACGGAAGUCUCUUGAGAGCCAUUGCGAAUACGUGGAUAAACUAAUCAACGAGGACAUUGAUGUUGAGGGAUUACGCUCAGUUUCUAUCCGAGGAGAAAAGCUCUACCUGAGAACUCGAAACUCUGCCUCAGCCGAAAGUGCUAAAAGGGCAAAGGACCUCGUCGCUGCUGAUGCAUGGAGUACAAUGCAUCCGUUAUUUAAUGACGAGUCGAGCCAAUUGGAAGCUGAGAGAGAACAAAUGCUGGCCCGAGUUGGAGGGUACAAGCCUCAAGAAACGGUCUUUGAAGUCAUGGGUAGACGAGGAGGGAAGAAUGGGAAUGAGGAGGCGGUAGAAGUGAUGCGCAAGAUACGUUCUGUUAUGGAAAGGAAGAAGGUACGAAGGGAGUUAGCAUCGCAGAGCUUGCCCACAGCACCAUUGCUAAACGCGCAAGGGACGGAAAUUGAUGAUGAUAGUGAUGGAAAUUUGAGUGAUGUCUUGGAUGACGAUGAUGAUGCAGCAGUUCAAGACCCCGAUAUGUCUCUCGCCGAUGAAUCAGAUUUGGAAGUGACAUUCUCAUACCCAAAACAAGGGAAAUCCUCUUCAAACCCCCAGGAUGGAAAUGAAAGCAACACUUUCCAAAACCCCGAAUACUUUAUGUCAUACACCCCUACCUCUAUCUCGCUUACAGAGGAUCGUGGCUAUGGCGUCCACACCGGCUCUAAUUCCAACACCAACUUUGUAGAGGCAUCUCGAGCUGCCACAAUGGACCUCAAUGGUGAUGAGGGAGCUCGUGGCCUUGGCGGAGCGAGUUCAAUUAAGCGUUGGGACAAACGCCAUAAGAAAUAUGUCCUGCGUCAAAACGACGAGGAUGGUUCCAAGGGGGAAAAACUUGUGCGAGGUGAGAGUGGAGCGAAGAUUGCUGCAAGCUUCCGCAGUGGCAGGUUCGACUCCUGGAAAAAGGGGAAGAGACUUGGCCGGAUGCCCAGGGUGGGAGAGAUGGAAAAUUCCAAUCUCGGCAGUGCUGGGGGUAUACCUGGUAGGAAAUAUAGACACAACAAAGAACAAGCUCCUAAGGCUGCGGACAAGUAUCGUGGCGACUACGACAAGAUGAAGAAGAAGGCAGAGGCAAUGCAACAACGCCGGGAAGAUGCAGGGCUGCCGACGUACGGCGGCAAGAAGAAUGUCAAGAGUGAGUUGAGGAACUCCGAGGACGUACGGAAGGCCAGGAAUCAGCUGGAAAAGAGAAAGGAGAAAAAUGCACGACCUUCAAAGAGAGGUAAAGGUCGAUAG
Molecule: messenger RNA, 2817 nt
Organism: Arthroderma uncinatum
Lineage: Eukaryota; Fungi; Ascomycota; Eurotiomycetes; Onygenales; Arthrodermataceae
Product: ATP-dependent RNA helicase DBP10
Exons: 1
Coding region: 1-2817 (938 amino acids)
Cellular component (GO): nucleus
Molecular function (GO): ATP binding; RNA helicase activity; RNA binding
Source: RefSeq, a predicted model, not a curated record